Messenger RNA from Botrytis sinoallii, 2511 nucleotides. RefSeq lists its product as uncharacterized. Gene Ontology annotation, biological process: protein transport. The transcript is spliced from 4 exons. The record is from RefSeq and is a predicted model, not a curated record. Gene Ontology annotation, molecular function: GTP binding; GTPase activity. Gene Ontology annotation, cellular component: lysosomal membrane. The coding region runs from base 635 to 1186 and encodes 183 amino acids. Lineage: Eukaryota; Fungi; Ascomycota; Leotiomycetes; Helotiales; Sclerotiniaceae.
UCAAUCAAUCAAUCAAUCAAUCAAUCAAUCAAUCAAUCUGUACAUCACUUCAACUUCCCACCUGUACUUAUCGCCUACCCGCCCGCAACCGCACAAUAACCUAAAAUCGUGCUCUCAAUCUUGCAAUCAUUACCGAAGUGGUUCGUGCAAGCCUUCUUUUGAGGGGAAUCACAAGCGCUACAACCGAUUGUGUGCUAAACUUCCCUUCACCGUCACAUUGAACCCUUUUCAUCCAGAAGAAGAAUCUAUCCGCCAUACAUACUACACUCAACUUCACUCAUUCAAUCUUGAUUCAUUCGCCAUUCACUAUUGCAUGCUUGUACAAACCAUCAAGUCACUUUGACAUUUAUUGAAACGGCGAACGAAGUGUACGAUAUACAUUGGGUAGCUAUCUGAUCAUUGGCUUACUUACGGAAAAACGGUCUGCGGCUACACUGCAUCUCUACUUCUUUUGCCGGCUUCAACCCUGCAAUCUUGUAUCUUCCUCUUGUCCAGAAACCUCACAUACCUACCCUACCGUACCUGCACAGCCUUGCGAAUCGACGAAAUAACAUACUCGUCAGCGACAGAGCUCCAGGGCUUCCAUCGAAACAAUAAACCAUUCACAUAGGUGUGCAAGAGAGACUGAAAAAUCAUGGCAAGUAUAUUCAGACGAGUGUAUGAUUGGUUGCUGCGGCUUUUCUGGGCUACGGAAAUGGACAUUACGAUGAUCGGUUUGCAAAAUGCUGGAAAGACAUCUUUGUUAAGGGUACUAGCGGGCGGAGAAUUUACACUUGACUCCAUUCCUACAGUUGGUUUUAAUAUGAAGCGUGUCCAGAAAGGUCAUGUCACUCUCAAAUGUUGGGAUUUAGGCGGACAACCCCGCUUUCGUUCCAUGUGGGAGCGAUAUUGUCGCGGCGUAAAUGCUAUUGUGUUUAUUGUCGACUCUGCCGAUCCCGAUGCCUUACCAAUCGCUAAAGAUGAGCUUCAUUUGCUUUUAGAAAAACCCGUGUUGCAAGGGAUACCUCUUUUGGUAUUGGGAAAUAAAUCUGAUUUGGAAAACAAGUUGAGUGUGGACGAGUUGAUUGAGAGGUUGGAUCUAAAGAGUGUAGGACAUAGAGAGGUGAGCUGUUAUGGGAUCAGUGCUAAGGAGGAGACAAAUUUGGAUGCUGUUUUGCAAUGGCUGGUUGCAAGGGCGAAUAAGUAGAGUGCAUACGGAGGGUGGGUGGGUGAUUGAUCAUCAAAGAACAAGUAAAUCUUGUCGCGAAGUUUGGAUGGAGUAUUGCGGGUACGAAUUUUCCGGAUAGUAACGAUGAUUAACGACAUGAAAUGGCGAAAAUAUGGGAUGAUAAAUGAUCGAACUUCGAAAAGGAUCUUCGCGGACCACGAAUAUAUCUCCUCAGCCCACAGCAACCAAUUCUAAUUAUUUUCAAAUUCUUCCUGCUCGAUCGGCGAGGAUCCCUUCGACUUCUAUUUUUCGAUUUGCUGUGAGCCGAACGGCGGGACAGAAAUGUAUCAAAUUUCCUUGUAUUCUUCUGGGUAGGAUGCGCCAUGUCUGCUACGAUGAGACGACUUUACGACCCUCUGCUUUAUUGUUGGAUUACUGGGAUCGACAUCCAGCGUGUUGCAUGGUGCCAGUUGGUAAAUGAGGUAGUGGCACCGGUGUGUUGAAAUAAUCGGAGAAGAACCAUUGUAUUUAAAACAUUCAUACUUUGCGCUUCCAAGCCCAGUCGUAUUUCCAUGAGUGCUUUGCGCUUUUCCAUUUCCCAAUAUACAUAUAUAUACGUUUAUCUUUCAUGCGAUCGUCUUGAGGUGUAAAUUGUAGGAUUUCCGGAAAGUCUUCAGACGUUUUAUGUAUUCGUUUUGUCUUUGGCGGUAUAUUAGGGCAAUGUCGCGUCUUAGCAAUGAUAGAACGAGGUAAUAGAUGACGAUGAAUCCUGUGUGUUGGAAACCCGUAUCUGUCAGAAAUCCGUUCGAGCGAAGAUUGGCUUGCUAUCAACUGCAUGUGCGCUGUUAACCUGUGUAGAAUUUGUCCGCGGUGAAAGAUUCCCAAUGCCCAGCUUAUUCCGAAGUUUUAUUUGAAGCUUUCGUGAUGAGACUAUGUUCCAAUAUUCGUAGAUGCGCGCGUCUCCUUCGUAACCUAUUUCGUGACCAGAUGCCCUCUACCCAUAAAGUAAGUACCUUGAGGCUCGAGUCGAGUUGGCCAAAACAUUGAAUAUGCUGGGAAGGAGAUCGAGGCGAAUACGAAUGUUUAUAACGGCGUAUUGAGUGUCUCACCUGCAUUUUAUACAUCGUAUCAAUUUCUCGGCGCAUCGUAUGUAAUGUGUACAGCAAUCAUGAGUGGAUUCUCGGGAGCCUUUCCAUGGGCUGGGAUGGUGAGUGAUGGGAAAGACAUCGAGUUCGCGCUGGACAAUUGGAAUUGACGGGGAAAAGAAUCGAGGGAGGGAGGAAGGGUGGGAAGAAAAGAAAUGACAGAGGAGAGGGAGCGUCAGGCAUUUCAUACAAUCAUGCCUAGAGAUGCAUCGCGCAUGC